AUGAAGAGGAAUAAUCAAAUCAGCUCUGGAUCUUUAUCAGAAUCUAUACAGUAUAUGACCGAUUGGAAGCAUGGAAGAUAUGGAAUAUCUACUGCUAAGCCUUUCGGCCAAAAAUUAUCUCGCGCUGGAUUAAUUGUCUCAAGAAACAAGCUUAGCUUUACAAUUUUAUUAUUAGGAUAUUUGGUUCUUCAAACACUCGGAAAUUCCGCACUUCUUUACGCAAAAUGGAGCAUAGAUAAAGACGUUCCAAAAAAUAAUUUCAUCGUUCUCGUUCAAAUUACUUCUAGCAUACCUAUCAGAAUCCUCCAUUCAUUGUUGAAUCUUGCAGUCCUAUAUAUAGUCAUGUGCGCCAUUAAAAGAAGAGGUCAUGAUUUAGUCCUUUCGGAUGUUCUUCAACUCAAAGAUAUCCUAUCAUUAAAAUUAGUUGCUGUAUGCGUAGUUUACGAUAUCAUGCUUUCUUCUCCAUUAUCUAUCGCUCAGGCGCUUUUUCACAAAGAUUUAGUUUUAUCUCUUAUAUACUUUGCCUUCGGAUUUUUCUUAAAUUGGCUGUUUGGACUAGCCAUAUUCCUUAUUGUUGAGGAUCAAUCGUUAUCUUCAGUUACUGUUUUCGUUUGGAGUGCAUCUGCUGCUUUGUCUGGAUCAACGUUCCUUUCCAUUGCAGCUACUUCACUGUUUUCUCUUUUUGUCACACCUUUUGUUAUUUUGACUCCAAUUCUUUUAGUUUUACAAGUUUUGACAUUUUACGAAACUUUCGGCUUCUUUUCAGCAGCAGAAGUUCACUUGGCUGCAGAAGGAAAUUAA
Molecule: messenger RNA, 801 nt
Organism: Trichomonas vaginalis G3
Lineage: Eukaryota; Parabasalia; Trichomonadida; Trichomonadidae
Exons: 1
Coding region: 1-801 (266 amino acids)
Source: RefSeq, a predicted model, not a curated record